AUGGAUGUCAUUUCCUACAGUGUCGCCUUGAGAGCUACCCAAGACGCGGAGACUGCCAUGCAGUUGAUGGAAGAGAUGGAUGCGCGAUCCAUCAUGCCGGACAACAUGAUCUUUGGAGCUGCAAUUGGUGUGUGCGACCGUGCACGAGACCUUCCUCUUGCUCUAAGGUUCUUAGAGAAGAUGAGGCUCAGCGGAAUGCAGCCAGACUUAGUCAUCAUGAACUCCGUCAUCAGCACCAGUGAGAAGGCUGGAGAAUGGGAACAAGCCCUGUCCUUCCUAAAGGAGGCGGACAGGGGUUCCCUGCAUCCGGAUUUGGUCUCCAUCAGUGGGGCCAUCAGUGCCUGCGGCAAGAGUGGUCACUGGGAGAAGUCCUUGAAGCUCCUAGGUGAUGCGAGGCGGCGGAGAAUGAGGUUAGAUGGCAUAGCCUACAGUGCCGCCAUCGCUGCUUGCCAAGUUGGGACUCAGUGGGCCCAGGCAGUGCAGCUGCUGCGGCAGAUGCAGGAAGAUGACAUCAUUCCAGACGAGAACACGAUGAUUUCUGCGAUCCUGGCGUGCCGUGACUGCGAGCAGACCGAUGUUGCCGACGAGCUCCAGAGUCAGCUUGAUGACUUCAGGAGGUCGGGGCGCCGACCGGGACGACAGGACCGAGUCUCAUCCAGAGAACAGCUGCUGUUUCAGGUCGGCCAGGCUGGGGUUGAGCGAAGGGUCGGAAGAUCGGAGUGA
This is a messenger RNA of Symbiodinium necroappetens, 723 nucleotides long. Lineage: Eukaryota; Dinophyceae; Suessiales; Symbiodiniaceae. The record is from the annotation of a GenBank genome assembly.